Caenorhabditis sp. 36 PRJEB53466 is the source of this 1311-nucleotide messenger RNA. The record is from the annotation of a GenBank genome assembly. Lineage: Eukaryota; Metazoa; Nematoda; Chromadorea; Rhabditida; Rhabditidae.
AUGAUCGGUAGGGUUAUUUGACGGCUUUCGGGCGGGCUUUAGGGCACAUUCCAGAAAUGCCACGUCACGUGUCCACUUUGACGUCUCCAGGGAAGAGUGUGAAUCGCAGCGAAGAGCCACCGUACUCUUUAUCGUCUUCUGUUUGGUUCGGUUGAUUUCGAACAAAUUUGAAGAUCAAAUCGGCACUCAUUUGUUAGUUUUGGCUACGACCGAGAAGUGUAGCCCAACACCGUUCAUUCGAGACUAUAUAUCUCGGCUUCCAAUAGAGACAUCAAUAAGUUGUCAACUAACAAAUUGUUCACCAAGAAAUUGUGAGCAUUUUGUCAGUUGACAACAUUUUGACAUCUAGGCCGGCAGCUGAGAUAUGGCGUCUUGAAUAAACGGUAUUGCGACACCAGAUACGGUACCCUUAAAGGCGCAUUGCAAGAAUCGUUUCAGCCUCCACACGUGCUCGGUCCGUUCCACAUUCCCGGGCCGUCACUUCGGAGCCGCGCUCGGCUUCCCGUACCUCACGAGAUCCCUUUCCAAAAGUAUUCGCGUGGCUUCUGCGCCCAUAUUCCUCGUCAUUAUUUUCACUUCAACGUCCAUCGCAUUCUAUCCCUACGCCAAGGACUUUGCGAAACUGUGCAAGUAAUCAGAAAUCAGACUUCCGGAGCAUUCGUCAACGUUUCCAAUUCAGACUGAUCUACAACGCAGUGCAAAGACGGCAUUACCUGUACAAUCGCUCGAUGAUCUCCACUUUCGUCGCAUUGUACUUUUACUUUUCAACUAUUUUUGUAAGAGAUUUCAGGUACAACCAAGUAAGAACCGUCUCAGAUCGAGCUUCUCGAUGUUUCCUUCGGUAUCUACUGCCCACAAACUAUUAUGGGCCUUCCGAUUGUGUUCCCGAACUUCAAUUUCCCAUUGUUCCUCUUCCUUCUUCACACUGCCAUUCUUCAACAUCACAAAGCGAUGCCGGCGAUCAUUUAUGAGGUGAUUUUUGAAAUGUUAGUGGGAGGGACCCGUUUUUAAUGAUUUCAGGUGAACAACGAGGACUGUUUCAUCCAGCUGAACCGUCUGAGAUGCAUCACGAACAAAGACUGUCCGCAGAUGUCGACGGCGUUCCCGCUCGACGCGCUUCCGUCCAGAACGACGACAAUCCAACGGAGAGCCUUCGACGGGCGGAUCAUUCAGAUCAGAGCCUACCGAGAACUGGACGAUAUCCUGCCGUGCAAAGUGUCGACGCAAGUACGCAAAGUGUCGACGUUCUCCUCGAGACCGCCCAUGAUUAAUCAACGAUCGUUGCCGUCGACUAUUUUGGAAUUGGAAUAG